Molecule: messenger RNA, 1392 nt
Organism: Fomitopsis serialis
Lineage: Eukaryota; Fungi; Basidiomycota; Agaricomycetes; Polyporales; Fomitopsidaceae
Exons: 12
Coding region: 1-1392 (463 amino acids)
Molecular function (GO): oxidoreductase activity, acting on the CH-OH group of donors, NAD or NADP as acceptor
Source: RefSeq, a predicted model, not a curated record
AUGGACCCGACCCCCGCCCUCCCCGCGCCUGACCUCUUCUCGCUCGCAGGCCAGAAUGUGCUCAUCACAGGCGCCUCCCGCGGUAUCGGCGCCGCCUGUGCCGUCGCCCUCGCAGAGGCUGGCGCCGACAUCUGCCUCGUCGUCCGCCCCGCCACCGCGCACGCGAACCACGCCACCGCCGACGCGGUCGCCGCGCUCGGGCGCGCCGUCAAGACCGUCGAAUGCGACCUCGAGGACCUCGACGCGGUCAGGCAGAUCUUCCCCAAGGCGCUCGAGGCCAUGGGCGGCGACAUCCACGUCCUCGUCAACUGUGCAGGCAUCCAGCGGAGAUCCCCGGCCGUCCAGUUUCCCGAAAGUGACUGGGACGAUCUGAUGGGAUGGCAGUGGGAACCGCGCAGGGACAUACAACUCUACCUGAGCGCGGUGACGGCAUCCGUCGUGUGGUGGACCCUGCCAGUGCGCCGCGGUCCGUGCUUCGCCCGUCUCCCGUCUUCUGCUGCCGGUCGUUCGCCGGGCUUCGUGAUUUUCGGGGGCUUCUGCGGCUUCUGGCGGCCUGCGUUCGUUGGAGCCCGAGCCGUCCCACUGCCCUUCGACGCCUUCGACUUCGACUGCGGCUUCGACUUCGGGGUGGUCCUGAACGUCAACCUCAAGUCUGUCUGGCUGCUGUCACAGGCUGCCGGGCAACACAUGGUGGCCCGGCGGCGCGGCAAGGUCAUCAAUUUCUGCUCGCUGCUCACGUUCCAGGGAGGCUUCACGGUGCCGGCGUACGCCGCGGCGAAGGGCGCGCUCGGCCAGCUCACCAAGGCGCUGAGCAACGAGUGGAGCAAGGACAACGUGCAGGUGAACGGGAUCUGCCCCGGAUACAUCGCGACCGAGAUAGCCCCGCGGAUGCCGCAGGGCUUCGACGGUGCGGUGCGGUUCUCCGUAAUGAACUCGCGCAGCGCGACUAAACCGCACAUCCGCAUGCGAACGUACGCGGGUCCUGCGGUAUUAUGCCCUUGCCAAGCGGGGAUCAUCGCAGCGAUGCGCGCUACGCAGGAGGGGCACGCAUGGUGCGGCUGUCACGGGGAGGCUCCCGCCGCAAACUGCCUACCACACACCGGCUGUCGCACCGAGCAUCCAGCGUCGCGCUCCGCGUAUGAUAGCAUCUUGCGGUUCCUGCGUAGUACCUGGAAAGGCGCGCGCGCCGUCGCUACACCGAGCUUCUUCGCACCGAACGAGAAGCUCCUCCAGGACCCCGUGCGCCUCCGCCAGAUCUCAGACCGCAUCCCCGCGGGUCGGUGGGGCGAGCCGAGGGACUUUGCCGGCCCUGUGGUGUUCCUCGCGAGCAGGGCGAGCCAGUACGUGUGCGGCGAGCUGCUCGUGGUCGACGGGGGGUGGAUGGGCCGGUAG